Sclerotinia sclerotiorum 1980 UF-70 is the source of this 153-nucleotide messenger RNA. RefSeq lists its product with no specific name. The record is from RefSeq and is a predicted model, not a curated record. The coding region runs from base 1 to 153 and encodes 50 amino acids. NCBI's taxonomy places the organism in Eukaryota, Fungi, Ascomycota, Leotiomycetes, Helotiales, Sclerotiniaceae. The transcript has 2 exons.
AUGAGACAUUUCUUCGAUUGGCCAAAUUGCAAUGAAAGCAACCAGGCCCCAGGUAAUAUAGGUCACGUUCUUGAUCACAUGAUCAAGAAACCGACAAAUCGAGACCGGCUUUGCGGUGAUCGAAUUGUUGGGUUUAUAGCCAUCGGUUUUUAA